Molecule: messenger RNA, 786 nt
Organism: Scedosporium apiospermum
Lineage: Eukaryota; Fungi; Ascomycota; Sordariomycetes; Microascales; Microascaceae
Product: Mitochondrial inner membrane protease ATP23
Exons: 2
Coding region: 1-786 (261 amino acids)
Biological process (GO): mitochondrial proton-transporting ATP synthase complex assembly; mitochondrial protein processing
Cellular component (GO): extrinsic component of mitochondrial inner membrane
Molecular function (GO): metalloendopeptidase activity
Source: RefSeq, a predicted model, not a curated record
AUGCCGUCCGAGUCCGCGUCACCGGCCUCCCCGUCGGCCCCCGAUGGCCCGUCCCAGCUUGUCACCCCCGAGCUCGCGCCCCUUCUCAAGAACGACCCAGCCCGAACCGGCUUCGACCCCAAGAUAGGCUACUGGAUGAACAUAUUCCACUACAUGACAGGGUCGAUGACGCGCGAAGGCCAGUUCCACUUCCGCGAACACCUCUACCGCGAGAACGAAAAGGAAGACUGCCAGCGCUGCGAAGAGUACCGCGACUGGUUAUUCGCCCACUCCCCUGUCGUGCGCUUCAUGCGCGACAAGGUGGCCGACCUGAACGGCACGCUUGACUCUUCCAAUGUGUUCUGCGUGCGGUGUCCCGCGCGGUUGACCACGGACGGCCAGGUUGUUAGGACGGGCGGCGGGUUUAACCCGUAUUCAGGGAUCAAGAUUUGCGCGAACGAGGUUAGGGAUAGGAAACAUCUGGAGGAUACGUUAGCUCAUGAGAUGGUGCAUGCCUGGGAUUUCUUGAGGUGGAAGAUGGAUGGCGUUGGGAACUUGAGGCAUGCUGCCUGUACUGAGAUCCGCGCAUCCAUGCUUAGUGGCGAAUGUAGAUGGGCUCGCGAGUUCUUUACGAGGGGGAACUGGAACCUGACCCAGCAGUUCCAACACUGCGUCCGUGGGAGGGCUAUCAUGUCCGUCAUGAACCGGCCAGGAUGCAAGGACGAGGCCCACGCGACAAAGGUUGUAAACGAGGUGUGGGAGUCAUGCUUCGCCGAUACCAGGCCAUUCGACGAGGUCUACAAAUGA